This is a messenger RNA of Sordaria macrospora k-hell, 657 nucleotides long. RefSeq lists its product as uncharacterized. NCBI's taxonomy places the organism in Eukaryota, Fungi, Ascomycota, Sordariomycetes, Sordariales, Sordariaceae. The record is from RefSeq and is a predicted model, not a curated record.
AUGUCCCACACCCACGUCCACGAGCUCAACCCCGAAGCAACCCCCUUCCUCCCCUCCAUAACCUCCCUCCCCACCCUCCCCGAUGCCGCCCUGAUCUCGACUCUCGACCUCCUCUUCGAACCCUCUCCCGAACUACACGCCCUGGCCCUUCCCACCCUCCGCACCAUCUCCUUCUCCUCCUACCCGGACCUGAUCUCCACCCUUCGCGACGAGCUCCUCGCCAUCGCCAACGCCGUCGCCGUCUCCGCCGCCGACCCGUCCGUCCCCCAACCCGAAAAGGAAAACAUCAAGAGGCCACUGCACGCCAUACUAGGUAGUCAUCCGCGACUGGGCGAGCCGAAGAAGGAGACGUUGAGCGCGCAGAGUAAGAAGGAGCAGGCGCAUUUGAAUGCUGCGGGUGACAGCGAGGAGGUGAAGGAGCAGUUGAGAGGGCUCAAUAAGGAGUAUGAGGAGAGGUUCCCGGGGUUGAGGUAUGUGGUUUGGGUUAAUGGACGGCCGAGAAGCGAGAUUAUGGCGGAUAUGAGGAGAAGGAUUGAGAGGGGGGAUUUGAGAGCGGAGGAGAGGGAGGGGAUUAAGGCAAUGUGUGACAUCGCGGCCGACCGAGCGGCCAAGCUCCUCAAGUCUGCACAGGAGGCCGUCGAACAUAGCAGCGCUUAG